UCAUACUGCCAAUAUGAUUUUGGUUCUUACACGAGUGUUCGACUUUGAUAAUCUGUGAGUUGACUGAAAAAAUAUUGGUAUGUUUAGAUUUAGUUGCUUUAGUUGCAUUUGCUGGUUUCCUUCCUGUCAAACCAGUAAAUGUUUUGUGUUUAGUCUGAAGCCUGAAGGUUGUUUGUUCUACAUCAUCCAGUCCUGCCAUGACCUUAGAUGGACUGCUACUGAUCUACCUGUCGGCCUCUUUCUGAACAGGGAGAGGUCGACAAGGAGAUAGUGUUUAUCGGAAAGUGUUCGGAAAAUGGGCCGUUGGGUUUUGACGAGAGGGGGGCGCGUAGGCAGCCUGGGGGGAGGGGUAUCUCUGAAUCUGCCGUCUUCAUCAUGAACCCUCUUUUGAUACAACAGGAAGGAGAUUGAGUGACAAGACAGUGUGCGAAAGAGGUAGACAUCCCCAAGGAUGAACGCGUUACCCCGACUUCUGACAGAGAGAUCAGUCCUUUAAGUUAAACAUCUAAGGGUUGAAGGGAAUAGAAGAAAAAAAGUGAUUUUCAAAGAAGACAGAGGGAGAAGAGUUGUCAAGCUCAGAAAGAUGGAUGCCAUGAGACGCACGCUGCCUCGUCUCCGGCUGACUGUGCCCGUGCCCAUGAAGACGGAGAAGGUGGCAAUGUCUCCAGGAGAGGACGGUCUGAUUGGGAUCCCCUUCCCGGAGCACAGCAACGAGCUCCUGUCCCAUCUAAAUGACCAGAGGAGGACGGGCCUUCUCUGUGACCUCACGCUGACAUCCCGCGGGGCACGCUACCCGACUCACCGCUCUGUCAUGGCUGCCGUCAGUCUCUACUUCCGCGGGCUGUUCGGGGCAGAGGAGGGGGCCGGCGAGGGCGGAGCAGGUUUCAGCGUGUGCCAGCUCGACUGCGUGGCACCCGACGCCCUGGACGCCCUUCUGGAGUUUGCCUACACUGCCACUCUGACCAUCCCCAGCUCCGGGAUGAGAGAUGUGCUGCGAGGGGCUCAGCUUCUGGGCAUCCAGUGUGUGGCUGACGCAUGCAGAGACAUCCUGGGGGAGACGGCGGAGGGGUUGACGACAGAGGAGCAGAGGGCCCAAAACGCAGCUACUGAGAGGAUGGCGGGGGGAGAGAAUAGGGUGGAGAGAGGGUCUCGAAGAAAAAUGGACAAAAAGAAGAUGAGAAAAGUUGUAUCGCAUCACAUCAACUCCUCAGUUUUUAACCCACCACCCGCGUCUCCUAUCUCGCACCCUUCACCUUCAUCCGACAGCUUCCGCUCCCUGCCGUCGACCCAGCCUCCCAGCCCCGAACAGGAGGAGCUUCGCGCCAAAUCCAGGCAGAACGGAGGUCCAAGAGGGAUCCGAAAGCCAGGGAAAGGGGCCACACUAAAUGGAGGGCUCCUUCACUGGCUGCAUGAGCGCCCCCAUAUAGCCCAACCACCUACUGCCCUGCCCUUGAAUGACAAGCUGUCAGAGGAUGAGGACAUGGAGGCUUUCGGUGACGACGGUAUGCUGAUGGAAAGCACCUCUGUACCUACCUCUGUCUCUGAUCGAGGAGCAGAGGCCUCUGCAGCGGGAGUUGGGAGAAAGAGGAAGUCUCAGACGCCCCAGCAGUGCCCUGUUUGUCAGAAGAUCAUCCACGGAGCAGGAAAACUGCCCCGACACAUGAGGACACACACUGGAGAGAAGCCCUUCCAGUGCUCUGCCUGUGGAGUCCGUUUCACCCGGAACGAUAAGUUGAAGAUCCACAUGAGGAAGCACACAGGCGAGCGUCCUUACCCUUGCCCUCACUGCCCUGCUCGGUUUCUCCAUUCGUACGACCUAAAAAACCACCUGUCCCUCCACAGCGGGGCGAGGCCCUUUGAGUGCCCGCUCUGCCACAAGGCCUUUGCCCGAGAGGACCACCUCCAGCGUCACCGCAAGGGACACAGCUGCCUGGAGCUGCGCACACGUCGACCCAGACGUGGGGCUGAGCUUGGGGAGGAUGGGAGAGGGGAUGAAGGCGAGAGGGAGCAGUCCAACCCUCUGGAGGCCUCGUCUUUACAGGCCCACUCCUCUGCGUUCUUCCCUCACAUGAUGCUGGAUGGUGGGAGUGGAUCCGGUGUCGGCCCCCCGCUGAUGUUUUCAGGUGAUGUCGAGAGGGAGCGAUCCAUCGCCCUUCAGGCCUUGGCUCAACUUGGGCCUCACAGGCUGGCCGGCUAUCCCGAGCUCCUCCUGCGAAGUCUGGAGGAGCUGGCAGGAGGCCGAGAGGCGGAGCGAGAAGAUCCAGGAGGAACCCGCUCGCCGGCCGGGCAGCGUGACCGAUGGCCUGAUGAAGAGGAAAUUGGAGAGAAGGAAGAGGAAUAGUAAAAAGAGUGCGUGUGUGUUUGUUUGUGUGUAUAUAUGUGUGUGUGUCUGUGUGGUUGAGCAUCCACAGUAAAAAAAAAAUCUCACUCAGGUGGCUGGACUAAUGACCUGCUGCUCCCACAUAGAGCGCUUACAAAAUAAAAACUAAACUAAAUCAUAUACAAAAAUACAAUGGAAAACGGGUUUUCUUAGAUAUUUUAAAUGUUUGUCUUCUGGCUCUUGGCGUUUUUUAUUUAAUUUGUCUUUUAGGUUUUAUUUCUCGUUUGCUGUUUAAUUUGAUGUAUUUUAGUUUUGAGCCGUUUGAUUUUUCUAGCUGGACGUGUUGAGUGUGUGGUAACUGGGAUGCUUUUCACUAUGCAAACAAAAAUCCAGAGCUGCAACAUGAAGGGAAUUUUGAAGAUGUUAGAUUGUAGUUGCAACAUAAAUGUAUUGAUUCAGGUGCAAUUCAGAAGUCAUAUGACCUAGAGCACAACAAUGAGUUUGUAUAUCCGCUGUCCUCUGGUGGAAAUGCAGUGUAAUCAAACUCACUCUGUACAUUGAAAGCAAUAAUGUUUGUCUUUUCUUGUUAGUGGUAAUCUCUGCUUUUGAUUUGGUGCUUAAACCAAAGAUUUUUAGUUGAACUGUUUUCUUAAAUCCUAAGUUAACAGGAGAGAAGUGAAUUGUAGCCAAUGUUGGGUUUUCAGAGAAGACUCUUCCCAACGGUUUUGAAAGCCAUGAGAAAGAAUCUGCUUCCAUGUUUGAGUGUGAAAUGCCUGACCAAAAGGCACAAAGUCUGGAUCAAUGAGUUGAUGUUGAUUAUGUUGAAGACAAUUCUUCUUUUCCCAAAGACUGGAUUUCAGUCUUCUAAUGCGCUCAUUUGGGUUUCUUGUUUGAAAAAAAAAAGAAAAAGGGGGGAAGAAGUGAGGGGAUGAAUGAGAUGGCGCCCC
Molecule: messenger RNA, 3267 nt
Organism: Cyclopterus lumpus (lumpfish)
Lineage: Eukaryota; Metazoa; Chordata; Actinopteri; Perciformes; Cyclopteridae
Gene: zbtb7b
Product: zinc finger and BTB domain containing 7B
Exons: 3
Coding region: 584-2341 (585 amino acids)
Biological process (GO): positive regulation of gene expression; regulation of transcription by RNA polymerase II
Molecular function (GO): protein binding; DNA-binding transcription factor activity, RNA polymerase II-specific; RNA polymerase II cis-regulatory region sequence-specific DNA binding
Source: RefSeq, a predicted model, not a curated record